CAAAGCAUGCGCCUGUGAUAUUCCGGCACGAAACAUACGUCUGAACGAAGUGUUGAGAAGAAAUAAAUAACGCGUUGAUCAGGUGCUGUUAACCGAUCAGUGAGAAGUGUGUAUAUGUUUGGACGACUCAAAAUAAACUAUAAGUAUCCAACACCGACUCCUAUCAUGUAUCUCUAAAAAGAAAAAAAAAAAUCCAUUUGAUCGAUCCUCCAAAGUUUCUAAUCUCCACUACUUUAAAAUUCGUCGAUCCUAAUCAUUCUAAGUGCUUAAAAGAAAAAUUGAUAAAAAAGAACAAAAUGGACGAAAAUCUCAGUCGUGGAUAUGUGCAAUUAGGAAAAGCAAGAGGCAUGAAUGAAUUUAAAUUGUCUAAUGGAUUUACACAUCUUUCACCACCGGUCGACAAAUGCAACUUCAUCUAUCUGGCCUUGAUACUUGGUGGAAUAGGCUUCCUACUACCGUACAACAGCUUCAUAAUCGCUGUGGAUUACUUUCAAACAAGAUACCCCGGUACGACAGUAAUAUUCGACAUGUCAGUCGUUUAUAUUACAAUGGCCUUUUUUGCAGUAUUCGCUAAUAACAUUUUAGUUGAAACACUGUCUCUGAACAUGCGAAUAACUUUUGGUUACUUGGUUUCGUUCGUUACAUUGAAUUUCGUGGUAAUAUGCGAAAUUUGGUGGGAACUAUUUGGUGCUACUACUUCAUAUAAUAUAAAUUUAAUAGCUGUUGCCAUUGUCUCGCUUGGUUGUACAGUCCAACAAUCAAGCUUUUAUGGAUAUACUUCGAUGCUUCCUAGUCGAUAUACACAAGCCGUUAUGACCGGAGAGAGUGUUGCUGGAUUUUGGGUUUCGAUUAAUCGAAUUUUGACGAAAUCGUUGCUGGAAGAUGAACGUGGUAAUACGUCGAUGUUCUUCGCAUUGUCGAAUUUGACGAUACUGAUGUGUUUCGUGUUACAUCAAGUAGUACGAAAGACUGAUUUCGUACAAUUCUACAUAACACUAUGUCAAGAGAGAAAUCGUAUUACAUUGGAACCAAUGGAGGACGUUGGCCUGAUGGAUCCGCUUGACCAGGUGGGUGACCCAACUAAAGGUCAAUACGGAAUUUUGAAGAUACAAACCAGUCCAUUGGGAAUUGAUUCUGCUAGUGCAAGUACAGAUAUAAAUGGUAUCGGACAAUACUCAGCAUUCUCCUUUAGUAAUCCUGUUUACGAGCCCAGUGCAACUUCUGGAAAUCUACCAGGAAGUGCUGGUCCAACUUAUAAAGUUGAAGACGUUGUGGUAAUGAGAGGCUCUUACGCUAAUCAAAAUAGUAAACCUUGGUCUGGUAUUAAAAGAGGAUUACUGGCAAGAUACGAAGUCUCAAAACUUAUCUUCCCAUACAUGGCUAGCAUCGGAAUUGCAUAUUUCGUAACUCUUUGUUUAUAUCCAGGAAUAGUGUCAGAAAUUGUAUCUUGCAAAUACGAAUCAUGGAUGCCGGUCAUCUUGAUGACAGCUUUCAAUGUUUCUGAUCUCUUUGGCAAGUUAUUAGCAACAAUACCAUUUCAAUGGAAACGUACUCAUUUACUUUACUUCUCGAGUGCAAGGAUUAUACUGAUACCUUUAUUUUUAUUAUGCGCUAUACCAAGAAGCGCUCCUAUAUUAUCCGACGAAUGUUAUCCAUUAGUAUUCUCCUGGCUACUUGGUUUAACAAAUGGUAUUGUUGGAAGUAUACCAAUGAUUCAGGCGCCUAGUAAAGUACCAGAGGAACAUCGUGAACUUGCAGGCAAUAUAAUGACAUUGUCAUAUAUAACGGGCUUAACGAUUGGCUCAUUGGUAGCAUAUUUAAUGGAUACUUGCUUUGGUCCACCGUUUCAAACGAAAUAUUUAUGCCCGAAACCAUGGAAAUCAAUAAUAAUCCCAAAUACUAACACGACCAUAAAUAUUAUAACAAACGCCAUGUCUUCCACAUUACCUACCAUAGAGAAAUCAACAACGAUACCGAAAUUAAAGACAACUGCUAGCAUUCUAACAACAGUAUUGACAAGUACUAUGUUAACAAAUAGCACAAUUUACACGGACCUUCCAACGACGAUCUCACCGAAAAUAUUAGCCAACGUUACGACCUCAGUCAGUAAUGCGAUUGUUCAACAUUAAAACGAGCACGUUUGUGUGCUGUGUUAAAUCUGGUAUUUUACUUACUCUCUUUACUCUCUUUACUCUUUACUCUCUCGCGAAAAGAAAAACAGAAAAGGCAAAAGAAAUAAAAUUCGCGAGCAAUAAAUACAAAUUGCGCAAACUUAUGAUAUUCUCAUAGAACGAAGAAAAUAAUUAAAAGAUAUUUAAAGUAAAUAAGAAAAAAAAUUAGACGAUUUUUCAUAGUUUUUUUUUUUCUUUUUUUCUUUUUAUUUAUCAUUUUAGUAGACUUCAUAUCAUCAG
Vespula pensylvanica (western yellowjacket) is the source of this 2411-nucleotide messenger RNA. It is a transcript of the gene Ent3, whose product is annotated as equilibrative nucleoside transporter 4. Gene Ontology annotation, biological process: nucleoside transmembrane transport. The transcript has 11 exons. Bases 297 to 2129 code for a protein of 610 amino acids. Gene Ontology annotation, cellular component: plasma membrane. Gene Ontology annotation, molecular function: nucleoside transmembrane transporter activity; monoamine transmembrane transporter activity. NCBI's taxonomy places the organism in Eukaryota, Metazoa, Arthropoda, Insecta, Hymenoptera, Vespidae. The record is from RefSeq and is a predicted model, not a curated record.